GCCACACUCAGUCACAAUAUUUUAGUGCAUAGUUUUUUUUUUAAUAAAUUGUAAAAAUACUAGAAUAAGCCAAGUUUUUAUUUAGCAAUCAACUUUAUAAAGCAACAAGAACACUAGAAACCACACACCGCUUUGGCCCUGGCAAAACACACACACUCUUCUUUUCGCCCCACUUCCCCACGCCUGCUAUUUAUUUUUCCUCCUUUCCACGAACACCUCCUACGCCGUAUCCAAGAGUUGCUUUGAUAGAACGAUAGAAUACGUACACUUAAAAGAUUUUGAAGAAAAUCAAAAAGCAAUGUCGGAUCUCUUUACCACUUUCGAUAGCAACGGCGACGCCGAGCACAAUAACUACACCACUUCUAACAGCGGCCAUCGCGACAACUCAAUGGCCUCGCCCUCUCAGCACAGUCCCAUGACGAACAACAGCAACUCAUCUUCACAAAACGGUGGCACAACCGCGGGCACAGCGACUGGUUCAGGUGGUGGUAGUGGAAAGACAUCCAAUCAUACAGCCUCAGCCGGAGGUGAAACCACACCAAUGCUGACAAAGCCACGUCUUACGGAAUUGGUUAAGGAAGUGGACACCACCACGCAAUUGGACGAAGACGUAGAGGAGCUGUUGCUGCAGAUAAUAGAUGAUUUUGUCGAGGACACGGUUAAGUCAACCAGCGCAUUUGCGAAACACAGAAAGUCCAACAAAAUUGAGGUGCGGGAUGUUCAAUUGCAUUUUGAGCGAAAGUACAACAUGUGGAUACCCGGAUUCGGUACAGACGAACUGCGUCCGUAUAAACGCGCCGCAGUUACAGAAGCGCAUAAGCAACGCUUGGCCCUCAUUAGGAAAACGAUUAAAAAGUACUAGCCCGGAUUUCGUUGCAUGCUCCAUACAUGCCACCAAUUUUUUAAAGCUCUAAAGUAGUAUAAGAAGAAAGUUACUCCCAUUCUAACAAACUAAUUCUUAAUAAAAGUGCAUUCUUGAUUUUA
This is a messenger RNA of Drosophila miranda, 984 nucleotides long. It is a transcript of the gene Taf12, whose product is annotated as transcription initiation factor TFIID subunit 12. Lineage: Eukaryota; Metazoa; Arthropoda; Insecta; Diptera; Drosophilidae. Gene Ontology annotation, cellular component: transcription factor TFIID complex; SAGA complex; SLIK (SAGA-like) complex. The transcript is spliced from 3 exons. Gene Ontology annotation, biological process: DNA-templated transcription initiation; RNA polymerase II preinitiation complex assembly. Bases 299 to 862 code for a protein of 187 amino acids. Gene Ontology annotation, molecular function: DNA binding; protein heterodimerization activity; TBP-class protein binding. The record is from RefSeq and is a predicted model, not a curated record.